Molecule: messenger RNA, 3606 nt
Organism: Trichoderma asperellum CBS 433.97
Lineage: Eukaryota; Fungi; Ascomycota; Sordariomycetes; Hypocreales; Hypocreaceae
Biological process (GO): ubiquitin-dependent protein catabolic process; protein polyubiquitination
Molecular function (GO): ubiquitin protein ligase activity
Source: RefSeq, a predicted model, not a curated record
AUGGCUCCCCCAGUUCCUGCUGCCACUGCCCGACGCGGGUCGGAGUUUACACCUCGAAACGAGACCGACAUCAUCAGCCGACUCCAUUCAGAGGCUCUCGAUACACCCACUUCGCUGAGCGGACGACUUGGUAUCUCCAAGACCAACCACGCGCGUGCGAAACUCGACUACAGCUCGUCUGACUCCGACGCUGAAUCUUCGCAGCAGAACCGCGGCCGCAAACCAAAACACUCUCGCUCCAUGAGCAAUCCAUUCCCGUCCCUCUUCAGCAGUCGGAAGAGGCAAGGCUCAGCAUCGAAGCCCUCUGUUGACGUGGACAAGGCGAAUGUAGGCCCUACUCCGAACAAGCAGGUGAAUACGCAUAGGAGAGGAAGUCCUACCAGGAGCAGGGACUUUGCCACUGGCAACUGCAUGACAUGUGCCUCUCUGGUAAAGUGGCCCAAGGACUUGAAGGUCUUCAAAUGUACCAUUUGUAUGACCAUCAAUGACUUGGUUCCGAUUAGUGUUGAUAGUCAAAGCUCGAGACAGCGCCAUGACAGAAGCCCAGGGCCAUCAGCGUCAAGACAGCCGCCAGUGUCUCCGGGUAUAGCACCAAUCCAAAGCCCCAGGACGGGUCCUUUUGGGCAUCUUACUCUGCCCAUCUCUCUCGACCAAACCAAGCAACUGGCCAGGCAAAAUCUGCGAUCUUAUGUCCUCAGGAGGCUUCGCGGCAUGUCCGAAGAGGCUACAGCUGAGCAGACUUGCGAUGAUCGGCCUUCAUACCAAGAUCGACUCCAUCCGGGUCUUGCCGUGCGAACCCGUAUGCCACUGGAAAUUCCUCAGGGGAGGAAGGGCUCAAUCACGAAUUAUAUCUUCAGUGAGGACCCAACGUUGCAUCACGGUGCCUCAAAUAACAAUCCUCCGAUUGCUAUGUCUAGAUCCUAUCCCUCCUCUCCCUCCGAGCACCCUGGCCAAAGUUUCCCGCCAUCAAACAGCAAUCAUGCCGGCCCACGCUCACGAGAUCGGUCUGCUGGCCAGACUGAUGACCCUAGAAAGAUAUUCAAACCACUAGAAGAUUACAUUACGAUAUGUUUUAGUAGCUUUGAAUGCGUUAAUUCUUCCUUUUCCACCCAACAUCCUCGGUAUGCCUCAAGAUCCACAAGCGAUACCCCUCGGCGGCCAUCAGUCCCCUUGAAAGAUACGCGGCAACCCACGCCGAUAAAGAGCGCGCCCCGUAGGCCAUCUCAGAUGGAGGUUGACUCUCCUAUAUUUGAUUUGGAUCCGAAGCUACUCUUGCUCGGUGAUGUUGCGGAAAAUGGGCUGUGGUGGACUGGGCAGGACACCAUGGCUCCUAAGAAACCACCUACUAAAGAGGAGACAGCUCAUAUUCACCGGCCACCUCCUCUGACAAAAUCACCACAGCUGAAUUGGACCGAUAUUGAUGAGUGGUACUCGAUUGUGAACAAUGCUGCAGAGGGCUGGUUCACGAUCUUUGAAGAAGUCUCGGGAGAUCUUUCUCUAGGACAACUUGCCGAACAGGAGCUUCUUGCUAUUGAGCAGGAUGUCCUAAAAGGACAGGCUCAUCUUCAGCGAGUGCUACUUAAAGUUACAGAAAAUCUGCUCAAAAGACCAGGGCGUCCGAUUAAAGACCCAAUGGAUCUACGAUUCCUUCUGAUAGCCAUGGAGAAUCCAUCGCUCUAUGCGGAGAAUGAAAAUUUCCAUGGAGUACUUCAAUUAGAAGUAAGCAAGUCUAUGCGAUCGAGACCAGCGGGAUCGAAAGAUUCUAUGGGAAACUCCGGUCCCAUAUCAGGGCAACAUUCCGGUAUCAUCAAACGAAUAGUGGGAUUGAUCUCGAAUUCCUCGGUAGAGUGUCAGAACCAAAUGGUUACUUGGCUGGCUAGGUACCAUGCCCCGCGCUUUAUCAAAGUGAAAGAGCUUGUGUCGGGAUUUUUGACGUACAGGAUGAUUCGACAAAGCGAGAAGAAGCAAGCCGAUCAGUCGGUGGAUUUGACAGCCGGAUUGAUACCACAAAUGCAAUCUGGCCGACAUGGCGGUGCGUCUCUUCAUGAUGCGAUAGGGGGUCCCAGGCCGACGAAGAAGCCUAAAGAGCCAAUCAAAAAGAUAUCCUACUCAGACGACUGGCAAAUCAAAGCUGCUUCCCGCGUUCUUUCUCUCUUGUUUUCUGCAAAUAAUGUUUUGCCCACUCGUCGCGGGGAAGACGCUCAUCCUAAUGGCACGGUCACUUGGAAUGGGACCGGCCGCGUUGCUGGCUACUUUCUGCCGCCCACUGAUUUUUACAAUUCUAUGAUAGACUAUGCCGACCUUGUUGAGGACUUUGAGUCUUGGGAAUCUAGGCGGAGCAAAUUUUCUUUUUGUCAAUAUCCCUUCCUUUUGAGUAUAUGGGCCAAGACCCACAUCCUAGAGCAUGAUGCCCGUCGGCAAAUGCAGAGCAAGGCCCGAGAUGCUUUCUUUGAUAGCAUUAUGACUCGAAGAAACAUCAACCAAUACCUGUUUCUUGAUGUCCGCCGAGACUGCCUUGUUGAUGACAGCUUAACGGCAGUAAGCAGCGUCAUUGGCAGUGGUGGUGAAGAUCUGAAGAAAGGUCUACGCAUUUCUUUUCAGGGAGAGGAAGGAAUCGACGCAGGCGGUCUUCGUAAAGAAUGGUUUCUGCUCCUCAUCCGUGAAGUGUUCAACCCCGACUAUGGAAUGUUUAUAUAUGACGAUGACUCUCAGUAUUGUUACUUCAAUCCUAAUUCGUUCGAACCAUCUGACCAGUUUUUCUUGGUUGGCGUUGUCAUGGGUUUGGCUAUUUACAAUUCUACUAUUCUGGAUGUUGCUCUGCCUCCAUUUGCUUUCAGAAAACUUCUUGCAUCGGCUCCCUCUCUUGCUGGAACAAUUCCACAACAGCAUAAGCCAGUGAUGAGAUAUACACUGGAUGAUUUAUCUGAAUACCGCCCGCGGUUAGCGAACGGCCUUAGACAACUCUUAGCCUUCGAUGGCGAUGUCGAAGAGACGUUUUGCCUCGACUUUGUCAUUGAAACAGAUAAAUAUGGCUCCAAGGUACAAGUACCUCUCUGCCCCGGGGGUGAAAACAAACCCGUGACGAAUGAAAAUCGGCGAGAAUAUGUCGAUCUUUAUGUGCGAUACGUGCUUGAUACAGCAGUUAAGCGACAGUUUGAGCCCUUCAAGAGAGGCUUCUACACGGUUUGUGGCGGCAAUGCCUUUUCUCUGUUCCGGCCGGAAGAAAUUGAACUCCUUAUUAGGGGUUCUGAUGAAUCCCUAGAUAUUGCGUCUCUGAGGGCCGUAGCAGAAUAUGAUAACUGGGAGAGCAAAACCCCUGACGAAACGGAGCCGGUUGUUGGUUGGUUCUGGGACACGUUCCAACAGGCUACUCCGAGUGAUCAGCGCAAGCUGCUGACAUUUAUCACCGGCAGCGACCGCAUACCGGCGAUGGGGGCCGCUUCUCUAGCGAUCAAGCUGUCUUGUCUGGGUGAUGACUGUGGGAGGUAUCCCAUUGCCAGAACAUGCUUCAAUAUGCUGUCUCUCUGGCGUUAUGAAUCAAAGGAAAAGCUGGAGUCUAUGCUAUGGAGAGCGGUUCAUGAGAGUGAAGGAUUUGGCCUCAAAUAA